Ilex paraguariensis (yerba mate) is the source of this 663-nucleotide messenger RNA. NCBI's taxonomy places the organism in Eukaryota, Viridiplantae, Streptophyta, Magnoliopsida, Aquifoliales, Aquifoliaceae. The record is from the annotation of a GenBank genome assembly.
AUGCAGCAACCGCCAUCAAUGAUUCCCGUCAUGCCUUCUUUUCCUCCUACAAACAUCACCACCGAGCAGAUUCAAAAGUGCCUUGAUGAGAACAAGAAGUUGAUUUUGGCGAUCUUGGACAAUCAAAAUCUUGGAAAACUUGCCGAAUGUGCUCAGUACCAGGCUCAACUGCAAAAAAAUCUGAUGUAUUUGGCUGCAAUUGCUGAUGCCCAGCCACAGGCACCAGCAAUACCUCCCCAGAUGGCUCCGCAUCCUGCAAUGCAACAGGGAGGAUUUUAUAUGCAGCAUCCUCAGGCAGCGGCCAUGGCUCAGCAACCAGGUAUUUUUCCCCCAAAGGUGCCCUUACAGUUCAAUAACCCACAUCAAAUGCAAGGGCAGCAACAGCAACAAAAACAGCAUCUACACCAACAGGGCAUCCAUGGGCAAAUGGGUAUGCGACCUGGAGGGGCCAACAAUGGCAUGCACCUUGUGCAUGCUGAGGCGGCUGUUGGAGGUGGUGGUCCCCAUGCUACUGCAGGCUUAAGUGAUGUUCGCGUAGGAUACAAGCAAGAUGCCUCUGAGGCUGCGGCCUCUGGUGCUGAUGGCCACGGCAGCUCAGCUACUGGACAUGGUGGUGGAGAUGGGGAUUCAUCCUCGGUGAAGGGUUCAGAGGAAGCCAAGUGA